UUUUUUUCAAAUUAAACAUUUUUCUCUCCAUUUCUCUCUCUCAAAUUUUCUUAUUAUUUACACCAUCUCUCUCUUUCAUCUAUUCUACAUUUCUGCUUUUUCCAGGGUUAGGGUUUUGUAACGUAAAAGAAGAGGGAAAUCGAUGGGACAACAAUCGCUGAUCUACAGCUUUGUGGCAAGAGGAACGGUUAUUCUUGCUGAGUAUACAGAAUUUACCGGUAAUUUUACCAGCAUCGCGUCUCAAUGUCUCCAGAAAUUACCUGCUUCUAACAACAAGUUUACUUAUAACUGCGAUGGCCAUACCUUCAAUUACCUCGUUGAAAACGGAUUCACCUUCUGUGUGGUCGCAGUUGAAUCUGCUGGCAGACAAAUUCCAAUUGCCUUUCUGGAGCGUGUUAAGGAAGAUUUCAAUAAGAGAUAUGCUGGAGGAAAAGCGGCAACUGCUCAAGCCAAUGGCUUGAAUAGAGAGUUUGGGCCUAAAUUGAAGGAGCACAUGCAGUACUGCGUUGAUCAUCCAGAGGAGAUCAGCAAGCUUGCAAAAGUGAAGGCUCAGGUUUCUGAAGUUAAAGGUGUCAUGAUGGAAAAUAUUGAGAAGGUUCUUGAUCGUGGUGAAAAGAUUGAGCUGCUGGUGGAUAAAACUGAGAAUCUUCGUUCACAGGCACAAGAUUUCAGACAACAGGGAACCAAGAUGAGAAGGAAAAUGUGGCUUCAGAACAUGAAGAUAAAAUUGAUUGUCUUGGGUAUCGUCAUUGCCUUGAUUCUUAUCAUAGUACUGUCCGUUUGCCACGGCUUCAAAUGUUAAUUUCUCUUGACCAUUGAACUGAGCUUGUCCUCGCUUCCAAGCUUAUUCGAUUUCUUGCCUUGAUGAUCCAACUUGCAGAGCCUUUUAGGUUACACCUUUCCCCCUUUAUGUUAGCCUUUUAGGAUGUGAGAAGGUUUGUAUUUUGGAACAGUUUGUAUAGGUUUAUAUAUGUUGAACUUUUCUUGGUAGAUAUUUUUCAUUGUGCUUAUGAUAUUUGUUCAAGAUGUAAUGGGAGGAAUACUUGACGCCUGCAGUUUAGAUCAUCUUUUUGGAAUGCUAUUCAUGUAUUUUCCCCCUUUUA
Molecule: messenger RNA, 1103 nt
Organism: Mercurialis annua (annual mercury)
Lineage: Eukaryota; Viridiplantae; Streptophyta; Magnoliopsida; Malpighiales; Euphorbiaceae
Product: vesicle-associated membrane protein 721
Exons: 6
Coding region: 143-802 (219 amino acids)
Biological process (GO): vesicle-mediated transport
Cellular component (GO): membrane
Source: RefSeq, a predicted model, not a curated record